AGUGACGUAAUUGGAGGAAAGUCAAAGUUCUUAUUGAUGUAUAGUAUAACGGAGUAUCUUAAUGAGGUGAACAAAACGGACUUUUUGACUUCUCAACAAUGGCCUAUAAAUACUCCGUUUCAGCCUCAAAGUGUUCUGCCACAUAACCACGUUGAAUUAAACAUGGUAGCCGUUCUGAAGAGGCAGAGAGAAAAGGAAUCACAGGAGGAGUUCCAGUGCAAGACGUGUAACCGCAAAUUCUCGUCGUUCCAAGCGUUGGGAGGUCACCGGGCCAGCCACAAGAAGCCCAAGUUGGAGGGAGAAGAAGGCAAGGAUCUGAGUCUAAGCCGGAAGCCCAAAACGCACGAGUGUUCCAUUUGCGGGCAGGGAUUCUCGUUGGGCCAGGCCCUGGGAGGGCACAUGAGAAAACACAGGGUAGGCACGAACGAAGGGUUUUCUUCAGUUAUUGCGGAAGCACCGCUUCUGAAACGUUGGAAUAGCAGCAAGAGGGUUAUGUGCUUGGAGUUGGAUCUCAACCUAACGCCGUUGGAAAAUGACUUGAAGUUGUUGUUCGGAAACAAGGCUCCUACGGUGCAUCUUUCCUUGUAGAUUUUUCUCAUUCUUUUCAUUAUUUUUUGUACAAAUUUUCCUUAUUCACUGAUUGAAUUCGGCUGUGUGCUGCUUCUGUGAGAUGAUCCGGAAUUCUCACGCUGGAUUUCUGUUUCGCUUUCUGAGGAAGAACCCCGUGAAAUAGAUAAAUUCACGUUGCGUUUUCUUUUGAUGUUGCUUAACGUGGAUCAAUACUGUAACGUUAGAAACGUAAAUUUUUCAUUUUAAAUUUUUUGUAUCAUAUCAAUAGACCAGUUACUUGUAAGAA
This is a messenger RNA of Vigna radiata var. radiata (mung bean), 856 nucleotides long. RefSeq names its product zinc finger protein ZAT11. Lineage: Eukaryota; Viridiplantae; Streptophyta; Magnoliopsida; Fabales; Fabaceae. Bases 37 to 588 code for a protein of 183 amino acids. The record is from RefSeq and is a predicted model, not a curated record. The transcript has a single exon.